AUGAGGCCUACGAGUCCCCUUGGGGGGCCCCCGUACUGUACCCAGCCUUCAGGGGGGGGGGCCCUCUCUAGUGUCGAGAGGGCCCUUGGGGAUGUCCUUGAAGUGAGUAGACCCGGGGGGCCCUCAGAAGAGUUUGACGGGGGCCUCCAUGAGGGCUCCAAUCUACCCCCAACCCUCGAGGGAUCGAUUCUUCCGUGCCUUAACAGCGAUACCGAUGCAGCAGCAGCUGCUGCUGCUGCAGGUACUGCAGCGGCAGAAAGUAGAGGCGUUGAUCGAGAGCCUUUGCCGGUGUGUCCCGGAGAAGCAACGACGGUGGCACCUGCGCAGGAAACCGCUGCCGCUGCAGCCGCGGCAACUGCAGCCGCCGCCGCAGCGGCGGCAGAAAUAUCCGACUUUGGGGGGACCUCCCCCAAGACCUGGGCCCCCCCCGCCCCUCCUCGUAUAUGGAGGUGGUUGUUUGAUUUCUUGGAACAGCAAAUUAAUGCCUUACCAGAGCCAGCGCCUGCAGCAGCAGCAGCACCUGCUGCUGAUCCUGCUGCCGAUGCAGCGACAGAUGUUGCAGCGCAAGCAACCGCAACUGAGGGACCGCCGAUUGAUCUGCAGCAGCAGGACCCUCCAUUCUUGACUGCAGCUGCUGUUGAUGUUGCCAAUGACGCAACAGCAGCACAAGAGGAAGCAGCAGCAGCAGAAGAAGAAACAGCUGCUGCUGCUGUAGAAUCAGGAGCAGCAACGAGGACAGCGACAAUGACGACAACAACAAGUGUAUCUGCGUCGGCUGGUGCACAGUCUGCUGCUGCUGCUGCUGCUGCACCCAGUGAGGGGCCCCCCUUAAGUUUAAGCAGCAGGUGUACAACAAGUUCGUACUUCUCUCGUACAAGUGCGGGUACAGAGGGUAUAUGGGGGCCCCUGUGGGGGCCCCCCCUAGGUUUAGGGUUGCUUGCUGCUGAGGGGAGCAGCAGCAGCGGUGCCCCCAUAGAGGGAGGAGGGGGGACCCCUCAAUCCAAAAAAGGGGGGGGCAACCACAACAACAGCAGCAGCAGCAGCAAGCAGCGGAGGGUGGGGUCGGCAGUCAUGAUCGUGCUGCAGGUGGCAUUAGAUCUGCUGCUGUCAGCACAGAGGAGGUCGCAGCUGCUGCUUGCUGCAGUAGGAGGUGGGGGACCCCAACCGCUGCUUGGGGGGACCCCUCCUCUCUACAGACCCACAGGACCGUCAAAUACACCCACUGCUGCUGCUGCCGCUGCAGCAAUACCGUGGGCAACAGUGGGAGAGACCCAAGCAGGGGAGGGGAGAUGGGGUUUACCUUCUGCUGCUGCGUGCAUGCAACAGCAGCAGCAGCAGCAGUCUUUCGCUACUGCAGCAGGAGGUCUUGAUUUAAAGAGUAUCUGCAGCUCAACAGAACCCGAGCUGCGACUCUCUCGUCUUUGUCAAGACACAAUGAGGACUUUGCUGCAGCACGUAGGGGAUGAGGGGCCCCCUGCAUCGGGGGGUCCCGCUGCUGCUGCUGGCGGAGGAGGCGCAGGAAGAGGAGGAGGAGGAGGAGGAGGAGGGGAGGGAUCAGGUAGACGAGACGGUAUAACUAUUGCUGCUGCUGCUGCUGAUGACAACAGCAACAUACAGCAACUGCUGCAUAGAUUAGAACUGACGCAGCAGCUAUUAGAGCAGCAGCAGCAGCAGCUGGAAGCAGCACUAGGGGGAUUCAGCCGCUCCGCAGCAAACUUUGCUGCUCCUGCUGCCGCUGUUCCUUUGAAGGAGCAGACGGGGGGGCCACGAAGGGGGAGGGCCGCUGGUAGUAAUCUGUACCCUAUGGGGUCCUCUCGUGCUGAGGAGAUAAAGCAGCUGAUACGUAGGACACAACACGAGGUGCAGCAGCAGCAACAGCAGCAGCAGCAAAGUCUUGAUGUAUUAAAGGGACUCUUGUCAGAGUCCCAUACUUUGCUGCAGCGGCUAGAGGCAGUGCAGCAGCAGCUGCAGCAGCAAGCAUGGCUGACGGGUGUGCAGCUGCGGGGACCCCCUGCAUGCGGUGGUCCUGCAGCUGCUGCUGCUGCUGCAGUGGGUUCUGUGGCUGGUGCAGCAGGUGAGGCUGCUCGUGGUGCAACAGCUGCUGCUGCUGCUGCCGCGGCUGCUGCUACUGCUGCAGCACGAUCUCGAGAGAUGCUGCGGCUGCGGGUGCAGCAGGAAGAUGAAGUUGCUGCUAUUAACAUGGGGUAUAGAGAACUAGAGGAGCAGCUAACAGCCAUGAGGCAGAGUUUAUUAGCUAUAGCAAGAGCUAAAGAGGAGACAGAAGCAGCAGCAGCUGCUGCAGCAGCAGGAGGUGCAGCAGCAGCAGCAGUCGCAGAAGAUGGGUCUAUUGUGGGGUUGCUUGAUGAUCCUUCCCCUCCUUCUUUAGGUUGCUGCUCUCCUCGUCCUCAGCUGCAGCCUGUGUAUGAACUCAGCCCGCAUGCAGCAGCAGCAGAGCUGCAGCAACAGCAGCAGCAGCAACAGCAACCCGUUCUGCUGCUGCUGCCAGCAGCAACCCCUCGUAUAGAAAUACUACAAAGUCCUUCCUUUCAACCUUUUGUUAAUUGGCGAAGAGGAGACUUUGCUGCUGUACAAAUAUUUACUACCCGUAAUCUUAUUAUUGAUGAACAAUUUAUACCUCCUGCUGCCGCUGCAGCAACAAAUGAUGUUGAUGAGGGAGAUGAAGAAGCUGCUGAUGGUGGAGUUGGGUCGCAUCCUGCUGCAGCUGCUGCAGCUGCUGCAACAGCUGGUACACGAUCGACUACUACUACUACUACUGCAUCUGCUGCAGCUGCUCCUCCUUCAGCAGGAGCAGAUGGUGAAGGUUACAAUACCCAUCAUCCUCCUCCUCGUGUAGUCGUCUUUACAGUAAGAGAUGAGGGGGGGCCCCCUGAAAACAGCAAGGAGGCCCUAAGACUAAUAGAGGGUGCUGAUUUAAGUGUCACCGUUUGGAGGCCCUACAUCUCUAUUGAAUGUACUGAACAAUGGGAACCAGAGGUAUACAUAGGCCCCUGCUGCAGCAGCUGCAGCAGCAGCUGUAGUAGUAGUGGUAGUUGUAGUAGUGGUAGCAGCGUAGGGCAGCCAGCAACAGCAGCAGCUACAAGUGCAGCAACAGCAGGGCAUAUUGUUAUAUAUGGUGCAUGCAAGCCAACACUAGAAGAAAGAACUGCCUUAACAGCAGCAGGUCAUAUGCAAAUGUAA
Messenger RNA from Eimeria maxima, 3198 nucleotides. RefSeq lists its product as hypothetical. Gene Ontology annotation, molecular function: transcription coregulator activity. NCBI's taxonomy places the organism in Eukaryota, Apicomplexa, Conoidasida, Eucoccidiorida, Eimeriidae. Gene Ontology annotation, cellular component: SWI/SNF complex; nucleus. The record is from RefSeq and is a predicted model, not a curated record. Gene Ontology annotation, biological process: regulation of transcription by RNA polymerase II. The transcript has a single exon. The coding region runs from base 1 to 3198 and encodes 1065 amino acids.